Molecule: messenger RNA, 680 nt
Organism: Olea europaea var. sylvestris
Lineage: Eukaryota; Viridiplantae; Streptophyta; Magnoliopsida; Lamiales; Oleaceae
Product: elongin-C-like
Exons: 4
Coding region: 105-398 (97 amino acids)
Biological process (GO): ubiquitin-dependent protein catabolic process
Cellular component (GO): elongin complex
Molecular function (GO): protein-macromolecule adaptor activity
Source: RefSeq, a predicted model, not a curated record
GGAUGGGGGGACAAAUUGUUUGGCAAUAAAAUUACCCAUACCUGAAGUCCUCUGCAUACUUCACGAUUUUUGGUCAAAAUUUCGUAGUUUGGUGCCGAGUGAAGAUGAAGGAAGACAAGGUGAAGCUGAUUAGCGCCGAGGGCUUCGAAUUCGUCAUCGAUAAAAAGGCCGCAAUGGUCUCCCAAACAAUCCGCAACAUGCUCACCUCUCCAGGGAGUUUUGCUGAAACGGAGCAUGGAGAAGUGACUUUUCCAGAGAUAAGCACAACCAUUCUGGAGAAGAUUUGCCAGUACUUUUACUGGUCUCUUCAAUAUGCUAGUGGGAAGGAGACUGAGUUCCACAUUGAACCUGAGCUGACCUUGGAACUUAUGAUGGCGGCUAACUACUUGCAUACUUGAACAUGCACUGCCUUAUUUCUGGGCAAUGACUUUUCUUUAGCUUUGGAUCUAGGAGAUGAUGUUGUCAGCCUUUGCUAUUUAAAGGUUUGAUGUUUACUUUUAAUGUCUUCAUUGUCUCGAGACUGGUGAUAUCAGUGACUUGAAUGUUAAUAUGUAAGAUGUAAUAAUUUGAGACAUUUAUAGAAAGGAUGGACAUUCUAAUCACAUGUUAGACAAAGUUGUAUGAGAACUCUAUUUGAGCAAUGCUGUUGCAUGUGAUAUGUGAAGUUUCAUUUGCUCAUA